UUUUUUUUUUAUUUUUUUAUUUUUUUUUCUUUUCCUUUAAUAAUGGUUUGCAUACAUGUUGAAACUCAUCCAUUGACACCUCCUACUGCAUUUGAUCAAGUGCAUAAGGAAGAAUGUACUCAAUGUUUUGAUAAUCAAGAUGGACCCGAAGGUAUUGAUGUUUGUUUAACUUGUUUUAAUGGUGGUUGUUUAGACAGUAAAAGACAUCAUGCGUUGACGCAUUCUCAACUUAGUGGACAUCCUUUAGCUGUAAACAUUCGUCGUCGUGUCAUUAAUAACAAUAAAAGAGACAAUGAACAACCACCACCACCCAAAAUUACUAAAAUUGUUAUUUCACCAGAAAAUGAAGAACCACAAUAUGAAUACUUGACUAAAAUCCAUUGUUAUAUUUGUAAUCAAUAUGAGCAGAGAGAUGCUACACCAAAGCUAAAUGAUCAAGUCGAAGCCAUAUUGAACUCUAUGUCUUCUGCUAAGCAGUCAGAGGUGAAAGCUUGGGAGGAAGUUAUUACACCUUGUGAACACACGCUUUGUUUACAACAAGAGCCACCUAAAAAACUUGAAGGACAAGCUUUAGCUCAUUGUGCUAAUUGUGACCUUAAUCAGAACCUAUGGUUAUGUUUGAUUUGUGGUAAUUUAGGUUGUGGACGAAAACAGUAUGAUGGUUCUGGUGGAAAUAAUCAUGCUAUUGAGCACUUUGAGAAGACUGGACAUGGUGUUAAUGUCAAAUUAGGCACUAUUACACCUGAAGGAACAGCAGACAUUUAUUGUUAUAGUUGUGAUGAUGCACGUAUUGACGAAAACUUGGCUAGUCAUUUAGCUAAUUGGGGAAUUAAUGUAGCUCAACAGCUUAAGACAGAAAAGAGUAUGACAGAACUUCAACUUGAACAAAAUCUGAAAUUUGAUUUCAGUAUGACAACAGAGGAUGGUAAGCAACUUGAACCACGAUUUGGUCCUGGGUUUACAGGACUAAAAAAUCUCGGCAACAGCUGUUAUAUGGCUUCCGUCCUUCAAUCAGUCUUUCAUUUGAGCAAGUUUAGAUAUCGUUAUGAUAAUGAGUUACGAGAUCAUGCAUUAACUUGCACACAAGAAAGCUCUGCUAAUUGCUGGUAUUGCCAAUUACACAAAAUAGCUGAUGGGCUUUUAUCUGGUCGUUAUUCACAUUAUGUUCAACAAUUUGACAAAGAUCAUGGUGUUGAAUCAAGCGAUGGGGGAGUUGCACCAAGUAUGUUUAAGACUUUGGUAGGGAAAAAUCAUCCUGAAUUUUCAACAAUGCGUCAACAAGAUGCCUUUGAAUUUUUUCAAUAUUUUUGCAAGACAGUACAGCAAAAGGAACAUGCUACCAAAUCAAAUGAUCCUACCAAUGUCUUUGAAUUUGAGACCGAACAGCGCCUCCAGUGUGAUAAAUGCAAGAGAGUAAGAUAUCAAAAGGACAAAACUAGUUCUAUUUCUGUAAGUGUACCUGUUCGUCAACUAGAAAGUGGUGGAUACGAAAAUGUUGAUUUCUAUGAAUGUUUGAAUGAUUUUGUGAAAGAAGAAAUUGUGGAUGGAUAUCAAUGUCCUCAGUGUAAAGAAAAGACGAUAGCUAGAAGAUCUGUUAAAUUCAGUACUUUUCCUGAAAUUCUUGUUCUUAAUCCAAGAAGGUUCACCUUUAUUGAUUGGGUUCCUCAGAAAUUAGAUAUUAAAAUCGAUUUUCCUGAAGGGCCUAUCCAACUUGAUAAAUAUCUUAGUAAAGGACAGCAAGAUGGAGAAGAGUUAUUACCUGAGGAAGAAGAGAAACCUUCAGAAUUGGCUUUUAAUGAAAAUGAUAUUGAGCAAUUAAAGGCAAUGGGAUUUUCUGAAAAUAGAUGUAAGCGAGCACUAAUUAAUACAGGAAAUCAAGGUGCUGAGAUAGCUAUGAACUGGAUAUUUGAGCAUAUGGAUGACGCUGAUGUUGAUGAUCCAUUGCCUUCUACUAGCACCUCAGCAGGUGGUGUAAGUCAAGAACAAAUUCAUACUUUACAGGAAAUGGGAUUUACUGAAGCACAAGCUAAGAAGGCAUUAAGAGAAACUAAUAAUGAUACAGAAAGAGCUUUAGAUUGGUUAUUCAGUCAUCCUGAUGAUUCUGGAGAAGAUAAUACAAUAGCAGAAACAAACACAGCUGGAGACGCUAUUCCACCUUUUAAUUAUGAAAUAGACUCCUUUAUAUCUCACAAAGGUACAUCAGUUCAUUGUGGACACUAUGUUUCACAUAUUCACCAUGAUGGUGAAUGGGUUUUAUUUAAUGAUAACAAAGUCGCUGUUACACCAAACCCACCUAUUGGUGACGCGUAUUUGUAUUUUUUGAAAAGAUUACAAUAAUAAAAAUAUUUUAUUAAGAAUAA
Molecule: messenger RNA, 2360 nt
Organism: Cokeromyces recurvatus
Lineage: Eukaryota; Fungi; Mucoromycota; Mucoromycetes; Mucorales; Mucoraceae
Exons: 10
Coding region: 43-2337 (764 amino acids)
Biological process (GO): protein deubiquitination
Molecular function (GO): zinc ion binding; cysteine-type deubiquitinase activity; protein binding
Source: RefSeq, a predicted model, not a curated record